Molecule: messenger RNA, 552 nt
Organism: Rubroshorea leprosula
Lineage: Eukaryota; Viridiplantae; Streptophyta; Magnoliopsida; Malvales; Dipterocarpaceae
Source: the annotation of a GenBank genome assembly
CAAUUUUAUAGUAGUAGGAAAUGUUAAAACUAAAAGCGACAGAUUUCCCAUGAGUGUGAGUGUCAGAAGGCAAUGACUCAUUUAGUUAAUCGUGUGGAGAUCAUGAGGACUAGGUGCUGCUACAGAGAUUAGAGUGCGGUUUUUGUCUCUUCCCUGUCAGUCUUGUUUUGAAUCUUUUGACCCAUUAUUCAAGUUGUCAAAAGACAAAAGGAAUCAUGGCUGCAACAUGGGAGCUCGCAGAGUAUAAAGCUCCUCCUCCAUGUGCAGCCCCUUAUAACAUCUUUUUUGCAGCUUGUGCCUUGUGGUUGAGAUCGAUGAAGCUGACGUUAGUUUUGCACCCUGUACCAGAGCAUCUAGUAGCUAGAGAAGGGCUAAUGGCCAAAUAGAUAAUUCUUAAGUAAAUAAUGUUCCUCCUACAUGAUCAGAACACAACAAUCAGUCAUGGCCUAACAUUAGUUUCUCUUGCAGUUUGAACAGAGAAAUGAUGCCAGAUUGCCUGUCCAGUUUUGUCCCACAAAAUUAAAAGAGAUCAAAUACAAAGAAUUCAGCAUG